AUGCCGCCAUCUAAGUGGGACGAAGAAGAGGAAGAGAGUGUUUCUCCUCCCCCCGUUGCUGCCCGCCGUCGAUUCGAUGACGAGGAAGAAGACGAUGUUCUCGACUCCUGGGACGCCGCCGAAGACAGCGAAGUAGAGCGUGAGAAGGCCGCCAAAGCCGCCAAGGCCAAAGCCGAAGCGGAUGCCGAGGCCGCUGCCAACAAGAAGAGCAAGGCGCAGCGGAUAGCAGAACACAAGCAGACGCGCCAGAAGGCCACCGAGGAGGACGACGACUCGGACAGUGACGAGGAUGAGGCCGAUAAGCGUGCUCGUCUGCGCGCAACCGAAAAGGACUCUGACCUCAAGCACGCUGAGGAUCUCUUUGGGGACAUUGAUCUAAACCGCAACCGGGGCAAGAACAAGACGGUUGUUGUGAAUGAUGCUUCGGGUGAUCCCACACAGGCGGUGGAUUUGUCUGCCAUGUCGCUGUUCAAGCCAACGACCAAGGAUCAGUUUGCUAAGGUGACGAGUACGAUUGCACCGCUUUUGGCACUGCAAAGCAAGAAGCCACAGUAUGCGCUUUGGUUGCCGGAGUUCACGAAGGCAUUAGCGAAGGAGCUGCCUAGUGGAGACAUCAAGAAGAUUGCUAGCACUUUGACGACAUUGAGCAAUGAGAAGAUGAAGGAGGAGCGAACUGCUGACAAAGGAAGCAAGAAGACCAAGGCUGCGAAGACGAAGGUGUCGUUGGUUGCGCAGAGAGAGAACAGGAUUGAGACGUCUUCUUAUGAUGAUGAUGGGUUGGAUGACGAUGACUUUAUGUGA
This is a messenger RNA of Aspergillus puulaauensis, 801 nucleotides long. It is a transcript of the gene HCR1, whose product is annotated as eukaryotic translation initiation factor 3 subunit J. The record is from RefSeq and is a predicted model, not a curated record. Gene Ontology annotation, cellular component: cytoplasm; eukaryotic translation initiation factor 3 complex. The transcript has 3 exons. The coding region runs from base 1 to 801 and encodes 266 amino acids. NCBI's taxonomy places the organism in Eukaryota, Fungi, Ascomycota, Eurotiomycetes, Eurotiales, Aspergillaceae. Gene Ontology annotation, molecular function: translation initiation factor activity.